GUGUGUGUGUGUGUGUGUAUGUAUGACUUGUACCACCACUCUGUAAUAUUUGUGCUAUAUAUAUUCACUCAAUUCACUCAAAGUGAAUUAAAAAAAACUAAAUGCUGAACCUUGAUGUUAUCUUUUCUUUCUUUCUUCCUUUCUUUAGUUAAAAAAUCUUAAGAUCAACUGGGAUAUGAACAUUAAAUGAAAUUCUGAUCUGCUCCUUAUUGGAAUGGGUGAAGUUUAAUAUGAGGAUGUUUAGUCUAAAAUUCAGGGAAAUAAUUAACACAAAAUUAUAUGAUAAUAGCACAGUAGUCAUUAGGGCCUACUAUCAGAGGUCUGUACUUCUCCUCUAAUCCUGCACUUUAGAAAAAUCUUUUAGUCCAAUUACAUGGGGAUGACUAAAAUUCUACAUGCCAAUGCCAUGAUGAGGCAACUGUGUUCUCGAGAAAUCUAGAAAGGGUUUUUUUCUGAUUGUUAGUCUAUAAUGGAAGCACGUCAGAGCUGCAGUAAUAAAUAGAGAUGGGGAGGUUGAGAGAGAUUCAUCUUCAGACCACUGCAGCCUGCAACAGCAGACACAUAUUUAUGAUGAUGCUCUUCCCGCUCCUCUCGCUGAUGCUGCUGUCAGUGUGCACCGCUGGUGUCGGCAGCGUCGCAGCGCCGGUCCUCACCUUCAAACAGACCGACCCGGUCACCGGGAUGCAGCUGGAGUGCGAUCGCUGCCCGCCCGGUACUUUCCUGCGCACACGCUGCACGUCGACGCACAAGAGCGAGUGCGCGCCGUGUCCGAAGGGCUCGUUCACGGAGCUGUGGAACCACAUCGAAAAGUGCCUGCGUUGCGACGUGUGUGGCCACAACCAGGUAGUGAAAGCGGCUUGUUCCGCUGACAGCAACUGCCAGUGCGAAUGUAAACAGGGAUACUACUACAAGACCAAGUACGAAAUGUGCAUCCGCCACAGCGAGUGUCCGUCCGGACAGGGAGUGCUGAGCAUAGGUACGGCUAACGCGGACACAGUCUGCCACAUUUGUCCCGAUGGCACCUACUCCGAGGACGUCUCUGCUGUGCUGAGCUGCGCAGAGCACAUGAGCUGCGAUGCUGCGGGGCUGGUGGUGGCGCUGAAGGGCUCCAGCUGGCACGACAGCGUGUGCGUGAGCUGCGGAGACCUCAGAGCCACAGACGGUGCCAACUACCUCAAAGAUAUCAUCCCGGCAUUCUUCCUCCACCACAAAAUGUCCAUCAAGCGGCUGCGUCGUCUCGUGCACAACCUGCCCUCCGAGGAUGGCAAAAAACAGGAAGGAACCUCAACACUCAGCUUCUCAGAUGCUAAUGUGCGGAUCAACAUGUGGGUUGCUUCUGCCACGGCAAAGCAGAUUCGGCAGCUUCCAGCAAUACUGAUGAAAGUAGGAGCAAACAACAUUGGGGAGAGACUACAGAAUAAGCUGCACAGAAUCGACUCUAAUCUGAAGGAGCUGUGCACUUUUGGGAAUGAGGUUGUAAUUAUAGUGUCAGAGUAGGACAAGGUAGAAAGUGUCUUGUUAUAGCAACCAAAGAGUUUGACUGGUCCAGUGUUCAUUUUUGUGUAGUUCAAAAAUUGAUGUUUGAGAUGCACUGUUAAUACAGGCUUUAGUACUUUUUGCAUUAGUUAAAGGAGAAUACCAGUCAUUGAGAGGAAAAGUUCAUUUAUUUCUAUCUGCAUCUACUUAAUACUAACACUCCUCCUGUCUCAGAGCCUCCAGUUUUUAUUUUUUUCCUCAAAAAAUGGACCAAACAAUCUAAACUUCAUGGAUUUGCUGAACUUGAAAUUACCUGCUGUCCUGUGUAACAAAACAAAAUUAUAAAUACAUCUUAUUGGAAACUAUGCAAUGAAACAAAUGUUUUGGAGGACACUUCAUUUCAGGUGAGGUGAUUACCAGGAAGUAUCGUACCUGACGUUUCAGUGCCUAAUUGUAUUAGUACUAACCGCAACAAGUGAUGUACUCCAAAGCACAAAAUUCUUGUAUUUCAUUUCUGUGAGUGAAAACAGACAGAGAACCUGCACAACUGACACUCAAAAUUAAAUUUUGAAAACCACCGGUAUUACCCUUUAAAAUAUAAAAAGUGUUGGCCUAUA
Molecule: messenger RNA, 2093 nt
Organism: Seriola aureovittata
Lineage: Eukaryota; Metazoa; Chordata; Actinopteri; Carangiformes; Carangidae
Product: tumor necrosis factor receptor superfamily member 6B-like
Exons: 4
Coding region: 505-1497 (330 amino acids)
Molecular function (GO): protein binding
Source: RefSeq, a predicted model, not a curated record